Lactuca saligna is the source of this 1308-nucleotide messenger RNA. The record is from the annotation of a GenBank genome assembly. NCBI's taxonomy places the organism in Eukaryota, Viridiplantae, Streptophyta, Magnoliopsida, Asterales, Asteraceae.
AGAUUUUAUAAUACGAUGGAUCCACUCGCUCGUGAUUUCUUCUCGUACCGUUUAUAAAUUUCUCUUCAAAUUUUGUUUCCUCUCUGAUUUCUUGUUUAAAACAGAACAUUUCAGAAUUCUAUCAUAGUUCUGCUUAGUGAAGACAUCAGAAACAACACAAUUUAGCACCCGACCAAACUUUUGCUUAAAUUUGAUCGUUGAAAGAUGACUGAGGAGGUUGAAAAGGUGAGCUUGCAUGUCUACGACUUAAGCCAAGGGCUAGCUAAACAGGUCUCCACUUCGUUGUUGGGGAAGGCUAUUGAAGGCAUAUGGCACACGGGAAUAGUGGUAUAUGGUAUAGAGUAUUAUUUUGGUGGUGGGAUACUAGAGACUCCAGUUGGAACAGCACCAUAUGGGACUCCAAUUGAAAUGAUUGAGCUUGGUGUCACCAAGAUUAAAAAAGAUGACUUUGUGUCUUAUUUAAAGGAAAUAAGUCCUCGUUACACACAUGAAACAUACAAUUUACUGAAGCAUAAUUGCAAUACUUUUAGCAAUGAAGUUGCACAGUUUCUUGUUGGCACCACCAUCCCGCAGUACAUUCUUGACCUCCCUAAUGAUGUCAUGAACUGUCCACUCGCCCCUCUAAUGCUGCCGAUGAUACAAAAUCUGGAGUCUCAGUUGAGGGACAAUGAAGUCCCGCAAGUCCUUCAACUCGUAGCACCGUUACCAGCAUCAGAAGGCAGCAAAGGCCAAGGAUCAGAGGUGAUACCCAAGAAGAUUCAUGAACCCCUGGUUGAUCCACUUGGAAAUGCUCGGACUCAAGUGCAAGAUGACAUCGCUAAGGAGUUUGCUGCACUUAGGGCUCAGGGAACCCUAAGUCCCAGUGAAGCUGCUGCACUUGCCACCAGGAAUGUCAUGCAAAAAUAUGGAUUCUUGGAUUCCGCUUCCAAUUCCAAUUCAAAUGCUAUUUCCGAUUCCAAGUCUGAAUCCAAGUCCGAUUCCAAGUCCAAUUCCAAGGCCGAUUCCAAGUCCAGUUAAAACUUGGUUAGUUUUAACGGCGUCUUUCUGAUUUUUUUAACCUUCUGUUCGUGUGUAGAACGAUCGAUGGGACAAAAAUAUUAAGGGCGUUUUGUUUUGUUUUGUUUUGUAGCACGGCUUUUAAGAAACAUCUGUAUGGACCAUUUUGUCAAAUAAUGUCCUCCUUGCACUUGAAAAUUGUAACAGUUUUUUGAACUCCUUUCAAUUGUCUGAUUAGUUGUUAUUUUAUGGUGAAUUGAUUCGGAAUGGAUUGGAUUGACUUGGCUUGGCAAGAUUUCUAAUUUUGUUCCU